Messenger RNA from Ziziphus jujuba (common jujube), 1626 nucleotides. Its product is annotated as UDP-glycosyltransferase 79B6. Lineage: Eukaryota; Viridiplantae; Streptophyta; Magnoliopsida; Rosales; Rhamnaceae. The record is from RefSeq and is a predicted model, not a curated record. The coding region runs from base 165 to 1556 and encodes 463 amino acids. Gene Ontology annotation, molecular function: UDP-glycosyltransferase activity. The transcript has a single exon.
CGUUAUUUAUCUAUAUAUAGCAAACUCUAUAUAGAAUCUAUAUCCUACGCUGCAUUCAGAUUCUAAAAUUCCAGACAUGCACAGUUGAGAAAGCCACUAUAUGUAUGCGACAACGAAAUAGAAUACUAGACAAAACUGAUCAGUGACAAGUAGCUGGAAAAGCAAUGGCAAAAUUUGAAGUAGCCAUGGUGCCAUGGUUGGCCAUAGGCCACAUUACCCCAUUCAUCCAUAUUGCUAAUGAGCUCGCAGGCAGAGGCCAUAGAAUUUCUAUCCUGUUGCCCAACAACACCGCUCUUCGUCUCCAACAUCUUAUUCUCCACCCAAACCUCAUAAACAUUCACACCAUCAUCCUUGCCGAUAUCGAAGGCCUCCCUAUCGGGGCGGAGACGGCCUCCGAUAUGCCCGAAGAUCCAAUGGGCCAUCCAUUGGCCGUGGCUAUCGAUCUCACUCGAGCCCAAGUAGAAGAACAUUUGUCCAAAACCAAGCCCCAUUUCGUUUUCCAUGAUUUGGUUCAUUGGAUUCCGGAUAUCACAAAGCAACUCGGAUUGAUAUCCGUUUGCUUCCAUGUGAUUUCGGCAGCAUCUUUGACAAUGCCACUUGUUCUCCAACGAAUUGUACCCGAAAUUACAACACUAACACAGGAAGAUCUUUCCAAGCUUCCCAAUGACUUCCCUGCUUCAUUUAUCAACAAACUUCGCGGUUAUGAUAGAUAUGAAUUUGUUCACUCGCUUUUACAUAUCAGUCGGUCACCGGGAGUUGGGAUCGCUUCCUUUUACGAUCGAAUAUUUAUCUCCAUGAAGAAUUGCGAUGUUCUAUCUAUAAGAACGUGUAGAGAACUCGAAGAUGGAUUCUGCGACUUCAUCGGAAAUCAUUACGGUAAGCCUUUGCUGCUAACCGGUUCGGUUUUGCCGGAGUUGGUUAUCACACCUUUGGAAGAUCGGUGGGCUAAUUGGCUCGGCGGGUUCGAGGUUGAUACGGUUGUGUUUUGUGCAUUUGGAAGCCAGCUUGUUCUCGAGAAAGACCAAUUCCAAGAACUGGUAUUAGGGUUCGAGCUUACUGGGUUGCCAUUUUUUAUAGCUUUGAAACCUCCAAUUGGCUGCCAGACUAUAGAAGAGGCAUUGCCUGAAGGGUUCGAAGAGAGGGUGAGAGGGAGAGGUGUGGUUCAUGGUGGUUGGGUUCAGCAGCCGCAGAUACUGAGUCAUCCAUCGGUUGGGUGUUUUGUGAACCAUUGUGGGUUUGGAUCCAUGUGGGAGUCUUUGAUGAGUGACAAACAGGUUGUUUUGGUGCCACAUUUGGGUGACCAGGUGAUUAAUACUAACCUGUUGGUUGAAGAGCUGAAAGUUGCGGUGAAAGUGGAGAGGGAAGAUAAAGGAUGGUUUACAAAAGAGAGUUUGAGCAAGGCUAUAAAAUCUGUGAUGAAUAGAGAUAGUGAGGUGGGUAUUUUGGUGAAGAAGAACCACGUAAGGUUGAAGGAAGUAUUAGGGAAACCUGGUUUCACGAGUGGGUAUAUUGAUAAGUUUGUACUUGGUCUGCAUGAGAUUGUCAACCAAAAGUAAUUGUUGGUAAAAUUAAGUUUGUACUUGGAAGUACUGCUGUAACCUAGCCAUUUGUCCAUUCACAUCAAUG